This is a messenger RNA of Sporothrix schenckii 1099-18, 429 nucleotides long. RefSeq lists its product as uncharacterized. The transcript has a single exon. The record is from RefSeq and is a predicted model, not a curated record. The coding region runs from base 1 to 429 and encodes 142 amino acids. NCBI's taxonomy places the organism in Eukaryota, Fungi, Ascomycota, Sordariomycetes, Ophiostomatales, Ophiostomataceae.
AUGUGUGAUCCUGUGGGAAUCUAUCAAGGCUCUGUGUGUGUCUGUGAUGAUGCAUGUCAUGGCAGAGGUCAAACAAACACGACAAACAACAAGAGUCAAGGCGAAAACCAGACAGAAAACAAGGGCGGAACAAUGGGGCCGUCCAUCAUAGGGGGCAAACACGACGAGCUGCACAGGGAGCCGAGUGUCGAAAGGGGGCACUUCUUCGAUAAUGGGACGACAGACAAUGCAGCAACGCAGACGAUCUCAACAGCAGUAAAUGCUGAGCAGAAAAGAUGCGCCUGCUAUGGCGAUCAUGAGGCGCAGGACAAGGAAAAGACGGCACGGGGCUGCAAACACUGGUUGGUCCUUAACCUGGUCAGCAUGCUCGUUGCUGGGUACAUCGCCCGAGCUGUAAUACCGUCUAAUGGUCGGGGGUCGCUUGCAUAG